AUGGACAAGCAGGGCAGCCGGUGGAUCGUCGUCGCCGGGUUCGUCGCGUGCUUCCUCAUGGCCAUGGCCAUGGGCGCCAACGACGUCGCCAACGCCUUCGGCACGUCCGUGGGCGCGGGCGUCGUGACGCUGCGCCAGGCGCUGGUGCUCGCGGCGGUCUGCAACGUCGGCGGCGCCGUGCUCAUGUCCGGCGCGGUCACGGAGACGAUCCGCAAGGGCAUCGUCGACGUCGAGCGGUUCUCCGGCGACUCGGGCGACGGCGCGCCCGAGGAGCUCAUGCUGCUCAUGCUCUGCGCCAUGGUCGGGUCCGUCGCCUACGUCGGCGGCGCGACGGCCCUCCGGCUGCCCGUGUCGACGACGCAGGCCGUGCUCGGCGGUCUGGUCGGCGCGAUGAUCUCGCGCGACCGCGGCGGCGGCCGCGGCGUCCGCUGGAGCGACGGCGCGCGCGUCUGCCGCUACUCGAAGAAGACGGGCCGCCUCUCCUGCGGCGGCGUCGCGGGCGUCGUGCUCCAGUGGUUCGUCGCGCCGCUGAUCUCCAUGGUCCUGGCCGUCGCGCUCUUCCGCCUCAGCCGCGUCGUCCUCCUCGACCGCGACAGGGCCGUCGCGCUCCGCCGCGCGCCGGCCUACAUGGCCCUGCUCCUCGGGGGCGUCGCCUUCGCCCUCGCCUGGUUCGUCGUCGUCCAGCAGCAGUUCCACCCGCACACGCGCGGCUGGGACCCGCGGAACGCGAACGAUCCCGCCGUCUUCGGCGCCGCGCAGGUCGCGUCCGCGGCGCUCGCGGCGUUCGCCGCGGGCGCGAACGACGUCGCCAACGAGGUCGCGCCCGUCGCGGCGAUCUGGCAGACCUGGGCCGACGGCGAGGUCCGAUCCACCGCGCGCACGCCCAAGUGGCUCUUCCUCUACGCGGGCGCGGGCGUCGCCGCGGGCCUCGGCCUCUUCGGCGCGCGCGUCAUGCGCACCGUGGGCCGCGACGCGACGAAGAUGACGCCGGCCCGCGGCUUCAACAUCGAGCUCGGCUACUCGCUCGCGUCGCUCGUCGCGUCCGCCGAGGGCUGGCCCGUGUCGACGACGCAGCUCUGCGUCGGCGCCGUCGUCGGCGUCGGCCUCGCGUCCGGCGACGGCGCGCGCGCCUCCGACGCGGUCAACACGCGGCUCCUCGCGCGCAUCUUCCUCUCCUGGGUCGCGACGCCCCUCGUCGCGGGCCUCGUCGCCGCGCUCGCGUACGCCUGCCUCCGACCCGCGCUGUGA
This is a messenger RNA of Aureococcus anophagefferens, 1248 nucleotides long. RefSeq lists its product as hypothetical. The record is from RefSeq and is a predicted model, not a curated record. Gene Ontology annotation, molecular function: phosphate transmembrane transporter activity. Gene Ontology annotation, biological process: phosphate ion transmembrane transport. The transcript has 2 exons. NCBI's taxonomy places the organism in Eukaryota, Pelagophyceae, Pelagomonadales, Pelagomonadaceae. Gene Ontology annotation, cellular component: membrane. The coding region runs from base 1 to 1248 and encodes 415 amino acids.